Molecule: messenger RNA, 808 nt
Organism: Phanerochaete carnosa HHB-10118-sp
Lineage: Eukaryota; Fungi; Basidiomycota; Agaricomycetes; Polyporales; Phanerochaetaceae
Exons: 3
Coding region: 125-808 (227 amino acids)
Source: RefSeq, a predicted model, not a curated record
GCGAAAGGGUAUAAAAGCCCUGUCUGCUGUCCUCGUUCAAACCAGCCUCAUCGAGACUACCAUCCAGCCUUCGGACACUCGCUACAGCAGCUCUUCUCUCCCACCACCCAGCUCACAUACCACAAUGCGCUCUUCCUUCGUCGCUCUCGUCAUCCUCGCCGCCAUCGGCAGCACCGUCGCUGCCCCUGCGCCAGGAAACUUCCUUCCCUACUCGUCCGGCGGCAAAGGCGGAAACGGCGGCAGCGCUGUUAGCGGCAACUCAGGCACUGCCAACGGCGGCUCUGUCUCCACGUCGGGCUACGACGUCUUCGUCGGCUCUGCCAAGGGCGGCAACGGUGGCAUCUCCGCCUCAGGAAGCGCCAGUGGCGGCGACGGCGGCAACGGUGGCAAAACCAGCGGAUUCUCUGCUGGCAACGGAGGCAACGGAGGCAGCGGCGGCAGCGCCAAGUCGGGCAACUCGGGCUCUGCCAACGGCGGCUCCGUCUCCACGACGGGCAAAGACGUCUUCGUCGGCUCUGCCAAGGGCGGCAACGGCGGCAUCAGCAUCACGGGCAGCGCCACCGGCGGCGACGGCGGCAACGGCGGCAGCACCAGCGGAUUCAUCUCCUCCGGCAGCGGCGGCAGUGGCGGCAGUGGCGGCAGCGCCGUGUCCGGCAACUCCGGGUCCGCGAACGGCGGCUCAGUCUACACGAGCGGCAGCCAUGUCACCGUGGGUAGCGCCCAGGGAGGCAACGGCGGCAUCAGCAAGAGCGGAAGCGCGACCGGCGGCGACGGUGGCAACGGUGGCAGCAGCGGCCACUUCUUCUAG